AUGUGGGGAUACGGCCCUGUGAGUUGGGAUGGAAAAAAAUAUACAUUGACCGGAAGACCAGACUAUGGGAUCUGGUACGGCGAUAGGAAGAAUUUGGCGUUGAAUACUGUUGUGGUUGAAGCUAAACAUGGGGAAGUGCAACUGAGCUUAGCCGAAACCCUGGCCUAUAUGGGUGAUGGAGCGAGCGUGUUGUGGUCGCUCGUCAUCAGGACUAUGAAGGACUAUGAAAAGGUCCUGGGCAUGCUAGUCCAUUUCUUCGAAAAAGCUGCGGCCAUGUCUCUACACUCGAAAGAGUCCGGACAGGUUCAUAUUCAAGAGGGAUCUGAGAUCGCGGAGCUCCAGGACUCCUGGGAUAUGUGCUCUAUUGACUAA
Penicillium crustosum is the source of this 372-nucleotide messenger RNA. RefSeq lists its product as uncharacterized. The record is from RefSeq and is a predicted model, not a curated record. The transcript is spliced from 3 exons. NCBI's taxonomy places the organism in Eukaryota, Fungi, Ascomycota, Eurotiomycetes, Eurotiales, Aspergillaceae. The coding region runs from base 1 to 372 and encodes 123 amino acids.